UCACUAGCAGUUCAAUGACUAACUUAUUCCAAAUGUAUUUAUACACUGAGCAAAAUAAUAAUGAGGAUUACAAGACUAAUUUUCAUUUUUAUUUCUGCCAUCACUGUUCCAACUGUGACACCAAACAAAGAAAUUCUAGAAAUGAUGAGGAAGAAGGUGAUUGGAAUACAUCAGUCUAGGAAGGGUUCCAAAGGGUUCCUAUUUCAAAGGCUCUGGGAUGCCAAAGGACCACAAGUGACAGCUAUAUACAGCCAAAAGCUCCCCAAUGGAACCUUUGAGCAAGUACACUGUGUGGCUGAUGAAAUGGCUAAACUAGCAGAACACUGCUGCCAAGAUGAUGCAAGUCUUGACUGUUAUGACAAAAGGGCCACAGAAAUCUCAGACAAGUCUUGUAGGAUCUCACCAUUCCCCAAGCACCCGGGCAUUGAGAAGUGUUGCACCAUCCAAGGUGAUGAGAGGAAAUUGUGUUUGGCCAUGCUGUGUUGUUCAGCAGAUGAACUCCCGUCCCUGCUGGAGCCCUCACCUGAGGAGAUCUGUACUCAAUAUACUAAGGACCACAGCAGCUAUGCUCUUAGGUAUGUAUACGAGUUUUCUCGGAGACACAGGAGUAUCCCAGCAGGCUUUGUUCCCAAUGUGACCCAGAAUCACAUAAGGAUGGCAGAGAAUUGCUGUAAGCCCACUGUAUCAAGACUCUGCUUUUUCAAAGAGGCAAUUCAGGUUUCAAGAGAGGGGCUCAGCCUGAAGUUUCUCUCCAACAUGCGUAACAAUGAAGUGAAUCUGAAAUCUCACAAAACUGGACUGACUGCAUAUUUUGGAAGCCUCCUAAGAGUACAAUUCAAAGAAGCAUUGCCUAUUUCAAAGCAGUUUCAGUCUGGGCUUGCAAAAUGCUGUUUACCACAGCCUCAAUGUGUCAUUGACGAGUUUAUCAGUUUUCAAAAGGUCCUCUGCAAGGACCUUGGCAACAUAUCUGAAGAACUGCAAAGAUGCUGCAGCAAAACCCCUCUAGAUGCUAUCACCUUCAUGGACAGUGUAAAAAGACAUCCUGUCACAUCUUCAGAUCUUCAUGUCCCCUCGGCACAGCUCUGCGAGGAAGCUCAACCAAAUAGCACAGACAGAUAUUUGUUCCAAAUUGGGGUGAAACAUGUGUCAGUUUCAUUGCCAGUGCUAACAACCAUUCAGGACCAGAUGAGAAGCAAAGCCACAGCCUGCUGCUCAGGCACUAAUGACACCACCGCAUGUUUAACGAAGCCUGGCUGUCACAUUGACCAAAGAAUGUCGGAUCUCUCAAUUUUCUUGUUUUUCAGUAAAGCAAAUUGGAGAAAGCAGCAGCACUAGAGUUCCUGAUUGACAACUUCUGUAAACAGUACUUUAAACUGGAGUUGCCUGCAUUCAAAACUUAAAUAACGUGUCCUCUGUACUGUGCCAUGUGGACGAGUCCGCUUCCACCUACGUACUUGUUCUAGUAUAGUUUUAUAACUUCUAAUGGCAUUUUUUAAACAAAUGAAAAGCAAGCCUACCAUCAGCCACUUGUCUUUUAACAUAUGGUUUCUGCCCACCACAACACAUUAGCUCUUGAGGUAGAAAAUAAGCCAUUUACAUUGAAUAAAAAUGUUCCUAAUUUUGAAGUAUUUCAUUAGCAUUGCACAAACUGUAUCAUAUGAUUUAACUAACCAGAAUUAGCUGCCUGACAUCUCUUUUAAAGCAACUCCAAAAAAGCUGAUGUGGCUGAUAAUAACGCAGUAUUUGCAUCAUAUGGGAAUUUUUCUAAUUAUCACUUUCCAACUGGGAGAAACCAUUCAUGUCAACCUCAGAGUAGUAAUGUUGCCUGAAACUCAUAUGAUGGAAAACGUCAAAAUUUGUUCAAAAUAUAAUGUGAAGAUAAAAUAAAUGUGUGUAGAUGUGUUUGUUUUCUGUUCAGAAGGUAUUAUGAAUCAAAAAUGAGCUUUCGCCAUUUUAAUACAUGUUGGUUGAUCAUAUUAAUAAUUAAGUAACUUUCAGGCUUAGAACUCUAAAUCACAGUGCAGAUGCAAAAUUAAUCCAUUUACACAAUCAGUUGGAAAGGCCCCCAUCUGCAUAUGUUAAAAGGCAAUUACACAUAAGAGAAAAGAUGUGCUAAUAAAUCAGCAUGCACAUAUUUUACAGACAUCAAGUUUCAUAUGUUUUUACACAGAGCCUCAGUUCUGUUGAAUAUUAGGAAAUGUGCUAAGGUGUAAAAUUAAAACAGUGACAUGCAACAUGCGAAUGCUGACUAAUGGAAAAUAAAAACCCCAAUCACCCUUUUAAAAAUGUAAACAAGGUGCAACACACAAGUCCUUUUAAAUUGGAAUAAAAAGAUGUUUUCCCAUGCUCCUAAAUGCUUCCACAUUACUCUAUAUUAAAGCUAAUUUAUGCCAGCUAGCUAUCAUCAGUUCUCUCAGAAAGUAUUGGAAUGUCAAGGUCAGUUAUUUUAUUUGUGCUUUACACUGAAAUGAUUUGGGUUUCAGAUCAAAAGAUUAAUGCGAGAUAGAUCAGAAUUUCAGUUUUCAUUUCCUUAUAUUUAAAUCUGAUGUGUUUUUUUCUUUUUUUGUAAUGCUUUUCCAGGCUUGUUUCACAGCUUAUUUCAAUUGUGGUUUGUUUUGUCUCCUCUUCAGGAGCUGAAAUGCAUGAUCAAUUUGCUUAUAUGAUUGUGGUACCUUCACCCCUGCCCUGUGGAGGUUGUUGGUGAUGGCGCUGACUGUUGUUUUUGGGUUUUACUUCACAGGUCUCAAUGUUUCUGUCAUCACCUGUUGUUGUUUUCAUUGGAUGACAUGUUCUAUGUCUGGUUGUUAGUACACCAGUGGUUUCUUUCUUUUCAGGACAUUCCAAACUGUUGUAUUCGCUAUGCUCAAUGCUUGUGCAAUGGCUCAGAUAGAUUUUCCCAGAGACAGCUUUCUGGUCGUCAUGUUGGUUUAUCGUUUUUAACAACAAAUGCAGUCUUCACAGGCAGACCCCUAAACAAUCAAUUUAACAGGGCACACCUGGGCAGCAAGAAACACCUGUCAGUCACAUAUUCCAAUAUUCUUGAUCACUUAAUUAUAAAAAUUGGUAAGUUCAAACAAGGUGCCAUGUUCUACAUUGAUUAACACAUCUAGAUGAAAAUAUGAGGAAAUUGUUCUUUUCUGUUCUGAUCUGUCAUUUCAAAUUCAUCUUUCGAUCUUUUUUUACAUGUCUCCUUCAUUUGUUGUUUCACAGAUGGUCAUAUGAUCAUAUUUAUUUAUUUGGUGGCAUUUAAAUUUAGAUAUAAUGUAACCAUUCAUAUAUUAGUAAAAACAAACAAACAAAAAAAUACUUUAAAAUGAAGCAUGAUAUUGUGGAAUAUGUUUAGUUGAUAUUUUACCAGCCCCUUUUAUCUGCUCGUUUAAUCAUGAUUAUGCUCUUUGAUUGAUUUUUUCUUUCGCCUGUUAAUGGGCUCAGUGUUGACAGUAUAGAGACACCAUUAUAAGACGCCCGUUUGUUCAGAGACUCUAAAGCAUCUGUCGUUUUGCAAUAUAGGAAGUGGAUAUGUGCGGUGGGUGACUAACUACAGAAAUUAUUAGCAGUGAUAAAUUGCAAAGUAAGAGGCAGCAUCUGCCUGUAAAAUCAGAGGCAGGUCUAUCCUGAUGGGCCAAAAAUUAUCAGUCAAGCACAGAGUUGGUUAAAAAAGAAUAGAUAACUUUUUCAGGGGAGGAAAGAGAAAAGCUGACAUAGCCGAUCUGGACAGAAAAAAAAUUCCAGCAAAGCACAAGAUGGAGUUGAAUCCCGUCCAAAUAGAGCUUUAAUAAGGGUUAGUCACUGAUUUAAGGAAAGGUUAAGCCAUGAGUUUUAUGUGCUUAUCAGCUAUUUAAUAGAAAUUAGUGGUUGUUGAAAAGCAAUUAAUUUUGCAAUGCAUUGCAAUGAACUCGGCAUGAAUAACAUAAGUGCGAAUAUUACACCAUAGUGUGAUAUUUUGAUUAAUCAGUGAACUAGGAAGCAGAUUAGAGAGUGAGUGACCAAGCAUAGCUAUUAUAGGAUUUUCACAAACAUAGCUAUUAAAUGCACUGCAUGGGAGAUAUUGCGUCUCAUCAUUUCAGUAGCAAUUACAGAACUGUCAAGACCACCAAAAUCAUCAGAAGUAAUAGCUAAGGCCAUGUUGCUGUUCAUUAAUUUACAUUUCUUGUU
This is a messenger RNA of Ictalurus punctatus (channel catfish), 4155 nucleotides long. It is a transcript of the gene gc, whose product is annotated as GC vitamin D binding protein. NCBI's taxonomy places the organism in Eukaryota, Metazoa, Chordata, Actinopteri, Siluriformes, Ictaluridae. Gene Ontology annotation, cellular component: cytoplasm; blood microparticle. Gene Ontology annotation, molecular function: vitamin transmembrane transporter activity; vitamin D binding. Gene Ontology annotation, biological process: vitamin transport. The record is from RefSeq and is a predicted model, not a curated record.